UCACCUGUCUCAUGAUUUCAUCUUAAAUGUCAUUAUUUUUGAUUAAUUCCUCGUACAAUUUAUCUUGGUCACGAUUUCCACUAGACUGACUCAAUAAAUGUGAGACCAGAUACGAAUAGAAUCAUGUAUAAGGAACUGUUUUUAGUUCUUCUCAUUGCCUAUGUAGGGCAUGCAGCUCUUUGUAAGCCAAAAUGUAAGGUGGUAAAAGAAUGCCCCCCAGCUGUAUGUCCGGUUGGUACAAGGCGUGUUUUAGAAGGCUGUGCAUGCUGUGGUAGCUGCGAAGAAGUUUUAGAUGAAGGGGAUGAUUGCGAUCCUCGACCUAAACCGGAAGAAGAAAUCUCUGCUGAAGCUGACAAUAGAUUGACACCAAGAGUAUCGGAGAGUUUUCCUCAAUGUGGUAAAGGACUUACUUGCGACCCUUGUGUUAAAAAAUGUCAAAAAAAUGAUUAAGAAAAAAUAAAAAAUAUUGCAAAGAUUA
This is a messenger RNA of Parasteatoda tepidariorum (common house spider), 478 nucleotides long. RefSeq lists its product as uncharacterized. Lineage: Eukaryota; Metazoa; Arthropoda; Arachnida; Araneae; Theridiidae. The record is from RefSeq and is a predicted model, not a curated record.